This is a messenger RNA of Eublepharis macularius, 2859 nucleotides long. RefSeq names its product glycine N-acyltransferase-like protein 3. The record is from RefSeq and is a predicted model, not a curated record. NCBI's taxonomy places the organism in Eukaryota, Metazoa, Chordata, Lepidosauria, Squamata, Eublepharidae. The coding region runs from base 137 to 991 and encodes 284 amino acids. Gene Ontology annotation, cellular component: mitochondrion. Gene Ontology annotation, molecular function: glycine N-acyltransferase activity. The transcript has 6 exons.
CUGGCAUCAGAAGCUCCAGUGGCUCUGUGAUAGGCGACUGCUCCCUUUUACUCUCAGGCGGACCUUCUCUUAACAGGUACUUGCUACCCUCACCUUCUUUGCUGAAACUUGACCAGCCACCCCUGUUUGGCCAGCCAUGAUCAUCCUGAACUGCUCCUUCAAGCUGCAGCUGCUAGAAGGGGUGCUGAAAAGGAGCCUGCCGCUGACACUUCCGGUCUAUGGUGCUGUGAUGCAUAUCAAUCGUGGAAACCCCGCUCAGCAUGAAGUGGUAGUGGACUCUUGGCCAGAAUUUAAAGUUGUUCUUACCCGCCCACAUAAGAAGGUGGUGAAAGAUAGCUUGGAUUUCUAUGCCAACUUGCAUGCUGUUUUCUAUAAGGAAAUAGAUGCUUGUCAAGCACUACUGGAUAAUACAGAAGCCAUUGACUGGAGCAAGGCCUUUCAGCUGCAAGGUCUCCAAGAUGGGAUGUAUGAAGCUGCCAGAGAUAUUGCAGAGGCCAGACACGUUCAUCUGAAGCCAUACCACUACCAAACAGUGCUUCAUCCAAGUCCACUGACCUCUUGUGAGAGUCGGCUGAAAAGCAUCUUCCUCCAUGUUGGUAUCCUCCGCCCAUCUCAUGCAAACCUGCUCAAUGAAACUUGGAGUAUUGGAGGCAAUAAUCGAAGCUUGCGUUAUCUGGAGAGCCUGAUCCGUUACUUCCCUAAUGCCUGCCUCAUGGACAAAGAAGGGCAGCUGGUUUCCUGGAACCUGAGUGACCCACUAGCUUGCCUGACACACGUCUAUACCUUGUCUCAGUACAGGGGACAGGGCUGUGCUGAAGUUGUUACACUGGCAACAGCUAAAAAGAUGCAUGCCUGUGGCUUUCCAAUUUAUGGUGGAACUCUGCCACAGAACCAGGCUGUCCGGCAGUCAUUGAGACGUCAGGGCUUCCAUUUCUUACCUUGGACAAAGUAUGUGCUUUUCUUUACACCAGCCAUUUGUCUCAAGAAAUAACAGGUAUAAUCUUUUCUUCAGGAAACAAGGGCAGAUUUCAGGUACCAGCAGAUUCUAAGGAGUAGACAUGGGCACGAACGGGGGCGAAAAACCGAACACGCUGUUCGUGGUUUGUUGCUGACCAUGAACAACGAACAAUGAACAUUGAUGAACAUGAUGCUGUCACAAACAUGUUCGUUGUUCAUUGUUCAUGGGGGCCUGCAGACCCCCCACCCCCUUAGCCCCCCUCCCCUCUAAUCCACUUACUUGGCCCUUUAAAGAUCCCUUUAAACUAUCAGCUGGCAGGCAGCAGGGAGAUUCUCCCUGGCCCGCUUGCACGCUUCUGCCCAAUGCGAGUGGGGCAGGGAGAUUCUCCCUGGCCCGCUCGCACCUGGCAGGGACAGUGCCCUGGGGCUGCUUCUGCCCCAUGCGAGCAGGGCAGGGAGAUUCUCCCUAUCCCUCUUGCACUGAGCAGAAGAAGCCAUGAGGCGCUGGCUCUCCUGGUGCUAAGAGGGGCUAGGAGAUUCUCCCCAUCCCUCUCGCACCAGGAGAGGGGCAGCCGGCACUCAGCUGCUCAUAGGGGAAGCCCUCGAUGAGCAGCUGAUUCAGGGGUUUAAAUGCCCAGCAGCACGGAAACGGGCAUUUAAACUCCUCUUUGAUUCCCGGUUUCCAGGGUAACAGCAGGAGUUCAGACAAUCCUUGCCUGAGUUGCUAUGGGAAUUGAUUGCAGGUGCCAGACUGUCUGGAUUGAUGAACAGCAAUGAACAGCAACGAAUGAGGCUUCCAACUACCACCUGUUAGUUUGGAAUGGGGCCUCACGAACAGCCUGUUCACGAACAGCCGAACAGGCUGUUCAUGGGCUUUUUUAUGUUCGUAAUGCUGUUCGUGCCCAUGUCUAGAUGAGAGUCUCAUUCACCACAAAAUUCAGGCAUCUGCUUUAGGAUUUAUUUCACAUUAAGUAAACUGCAAAAUAAACUUCUGAAUGAACAUUUAUUUUGCUUACUUUUUAAAAUAUUUACUCAUUUCAUUCAUUUAUUAAACUUCUAGCCCAUCCUUCCCGCAAGCAGCUCAGGGCAGGUUACAAACAGUUACAAUAGACUUUAAAAUUACAAUAAAACACAAUAAAAUAGCAGCAACAUCAGUUUUCAUAAAACAUAGUUCCAACAGUGUUUAGUGCAGCCCACCACUGCUAACAGUGCACAGGGGGUAGCCAUCCUUCAGCCCCCACUAGAGUUUGUGUGAGGGGACAAAUAGCUGUACCACCUCCCCAAGUAAAGGACCAGUAGGGUGGCUCCAGAUGGAUACAAGACUGGUCUCAACGAUAUGCAUGGCUGAAAGGAUGAAAGAUCUUGGCAGGCCUGCAUAUCUACUGAUAAAGAGUUCCACCAGGUUGGAGUCAGGACUGAAAAGGCCCUAGCUCUGGUCGAGGCCAGUCUAGUCUCCCUGGGGCCAGGGACCACCAGUAGAUGUUUAUCAGCUGAUCUGGUCCCAGAUCUGUCGGGGAUGUUUAUCAGCUGAUCUGGUCCCAGAUCUGUCGGUGAAGCUUCAGCCGCAGCGACAGCGGACAGAGGUGGUCCCACAGAUAUGCUGGUCCUUGUCCGCUAAGUGCUUCAUAGUUCAGAACCAAAAUAUUAAAUACUUAAUACUGAAGGAUGAACAAUAUUAUAAUCAAUGUGAACAACUCACAUAAUCAAAAGGCAGUAAUCUGUUAAUAUCCCCCACCCUAUUAGAUACAACUAGAUUAGUCACUCCCUUAUAGAGUCUCUCUACACAAGACAUCUUACACAGGGACGUUCAAGUGACUUACUUUCUGUGUGGUCUUUUAUUCAAGUGUACUCCAUGUGAGGUACUGCCAAGAAAGUGCAAAGCUACAAGUGGAGAACACUAGA